Messenger RNA from Oryctolagus cuniculus (rabbit), 7550 nucleotides. RefSeq names its product SAM and SH3 domain containing 1 (gene SASH1). Gene Ontology annotation, molecular function: mitogen-activated protein kinase kinase kinase binding. The record is from RefSeq and is a predicted model, not a curated record. Gene Ontology annotation, biological process: positive regulation of JUN kinase activity; positive regulation of non-canonical NF-kappaB signal transduction. Lineage: Eukaryota; Metazoa; Chordata; Mammalia; Lagomorpha; Leporidae.
AAACGUGACCCAAACAAUGCCUGGAGCCCACGCUUUCCAAAGCCUUGGCUGGCGGGGCCGCGUUGUAAGGCCGCGAGGUCGCAGGACUCGCGGAGGGGCGAGGUGCGGACGGUAACCGCCUCCUCGCGCGGUCCCGGGGCGGGCGCGGCUUAGAGAUUCAACUUUGCAGAGUUCUGGGACCCGCGAGCUUGGAGACGUGCGCGGGCCGCGGGCUGCUGCGCGGCUGCGCUCUCAACAGGCGAUUUGUUCUCGGGUCGGUGGCUCAUUUCCAUGCAAAGAGCCUGACAUCAGAGCACCUUUUGUUGCUAAACGCUUUCUUUAGCCUCGAGGGGAGAGAGUCAUGUGGAGCUGGAAGAGCUCAUUUUGAAGAGAGGGGUCCCGGGACUUCCUUCCCACUUGCAGGGGCCCCGCGGCCGCCCCCGCCGCGCCCCGCCGGGACUGGCGAGCAGGAUCGAGGGGCAGCCCGGGCGAGGCGGUCCCCGUCACGGGAAGCGACUUCUCUGCAGUGGGUUUUACCCGCUUUGGAGCUCGGCGAGGUCCCCACAGUAAAACUCGGUGGUGCGGACUUUGCCUCCUGCUACCCUGUUGCUGCGCCCAGCCCGGGUGGGAGUUUCUGGAGUUGUCAGUCGCGCCGCCCGCGGCCACCUAGACCGAGGUGCGGGCGCCGGCUGGGGGCCCCCGCGGGGUGGCCAGGGCCGCUGGGGCAUGCGGCGCGGGGGCGCGGCUCCCUGACGCCGCGGGCGGGGACCCGGCAACCCCGGGCGGGGCGCGAGCUUGUGCGGGGCGAGGGUGCCGCGGGGACCGGGACGCACGGCCCGCGCGCGCGCGCGGAGGAGGCCAUGGAGGACGCGGGAGCCGCUGGCCCGGGACCAGCGCCGGAGCCCGAGCCGGAGCCGGAGCCCGAGCCCGAGCCGGAGCCGGAGCCGGAGCCGGAGCCCCAGCCGGAGCCCCAGCCGGGCGCUGGCACGUCCGAGGCGUUCUCCAGACUCUGGACGGAUGUGAUGGGCAUCCUGGAUGGUUCCCUGGGUAACAUCGAUGACCUGGCACAGCAGUAUGCAGAUUAUUACAACACCUGCUUCUCUGACGUGUGCGAGAGGAUGGAGGAGCUGCGCAAGCGGCGGGUUUCCCAGGACCUGGACGUGGAGAAACCCGAUGCCAGCUCCACGUCACUUCAGCUGCGCUCCCAGAUCGAAGAGUCGCUUGGCUUCAGCAGUGCCGUGUCAACCCCAGAAGUGGAACGAAAGCACCCUCUGCAUAAAUCCAACUCAGAAGACAGCUCUGUAGGAAAAGGAGACUGGAAGAAAAAAAAUAAGUAUUUCUGGCAGAACUUCCGAAAGAACCAGAAAGGAGUCAUGAGACAGACUUCCAAAGGUGAAGAUGUCGGCUACGUUGCCAGUGAGAUCACCAUGAGCGACGAGGAGCGGAUUCAGCUCAUGAUGAUGGUCAAGGAGAAGAUGAUCACCAUCGAGGAGGCCCUGGCCAGGCUCAAAGAAUAUGAGGCUCAGCACCGGCAGCCAGCCCCUUUGGACCCCGCAGACUGGCCUGAUGUUUCCUACCCAUCAUUUGAUGGCUCAUCCAACUGCAAUUCAAGAGAACAAUCGGAUGAUGAGACCGAGGAGUCGGUGAAGUUUAAGAGGUUACACAAGCUGGUAAACUCCACUCGCAGAGUCAGAAAGAAACUAAUAAGAGUGGAAGAAAUGAAAAAACCCAGCACGGAAGGUGGGGAGGAGCACGUGUUUGAGCCUCCCCCUGCCCCGGAUGAGCGAUCUGCCCUUUACUCCGGAGUGCACAAGAAGCCGUUCUUCUUUGAUGGCGCUCCCGAGAAGCCUCCCGAAGGGGACUCGGACUCCGUCACCACGUCACCAUCACCGUCAUCCAGCAGCCUGGACACCUGGGGCGCCGGCCGGAAGUUGGCCAAAACCUUCAGCAAAGGAGAGAGCCGGGGCCUGAUUAAGCCCCCCAAGAAGAUGGGGACGUUCUUCUCGUAUCCCGAGGAAGAAAAGGCCCAGAAAGUGUCCCGCUCCCUCACGGAGGGGGAGAUGAAGAAGGGCCUCGGGUCCCUGAGCCACGGGAGAACCUGCAGUUUCGGAGGCUUUGACCUGACGAAUCGUUCCCUGCACAUUGGCAGUAACAACGCCGACGCAAUGGGCAAAGAAGGUGAUUUCGUGUACAAGGAAGUGAUCAAAUCCCCCACUGCCUCCCGCAUCUCCCUCGGGAAAAAGGUGAAAUCUGUGAAAGAGACCAUGAGGAAGAGGAUGUCCAAAAAGUACAGCAGCAGCUCUGUCUCCGAGCAGGACUCGGCCCUGGACGGAACGCCCGGCUCCCCCGUGUCUCCACAGCCUGACUCCGAACACCUGGACAAGCCCAAGCUCAAGGCCGGGGGCUCCGUGGAAAGUCUGCGGAGUUCUCUGAGCGGGCAGAGCUCCAUGAGUGGUCAGACGGUGAGUACCACCGACUCCUCCACCAGCAACCGGGAAAGCGUCAAGUCGGAGGAUGGCGAUGAUGAGGAGCUGCCCUACCGGGGCCCCUUCUGUGGGCGCGCCCGUGUGCACACGGACUUCACCCCUAGUCCCUACGAUACAGACUCGCUCAAGCUCAAGAAGGGAGACAUCAUUGACAUCAUCAGCAAACCACCCAUGGGCACCUGGAUGGGCCUGCUGAACAACAAAGUUGGCACGUUCAAGUUCAUCUACGUGGAUGUGCUCAACGAAGAUGAGGAGAAACCCAAGCGCCCCACCAGGAGGAGGAGAAAGGGGAGACCGCCCCAGCCCAAGUCGGUGGAGGACCUACUCGAUCGCAUUAACCUGAAGGAGCACAUGCCCACCUUCCUGUUCAAUGGCUAUGAGGAUUUGGACACCUUUAAGCUCCUGGAGGAGGAAGAUUUGGAUGAGUUAAAUAUCAGGGACCCAGAACACAGAGCUGUUCUCUUGACGGCUGUGGAGCUGCUGCAGGAAUAUGACAGUAACAGUGACCAGUCCGGAUCCCAGGAGAAGCUGCUGGUGGACAGCCAGGGCCUGCCCGGAUGCUCCCCACGAGACUCAGGAUGCUACGAAAGCAGCGAGAACCUGGAAAACGGCAAGACGCGGAAAAGCGGCCUCCUGCCCGUGAAGCCAGCGGCCGAGGCCGGCCUGAAGGCAUUCAGCAGGAGUCCGCGGGGCAACUACCCGACCCUGCCCCUGACGAAGCCGGCCGACCCCCAGGAGCGGGCAGAGAAGGAGGGCCGGCUGGGCUGGGGUCCCACCCUGGACGCUCCCGGGGGCUGUGCCCCACCACGGCUGCCUGGCGCCAGCAGAAACCGAAGGAGCCUCCCAGUCUCCAUCUGUCGAAGCUUUGAGACCCUGGAGGGCCCGCAGGCCGUGGACGCGUGGCCCCGGUCCCACUCCCUGGACGACCUCCAGGGAGGGCCGGGCGUCGGGAAAGACGCACCUGCCGAGGGACCCGCAGCCGCCCCGCGGAUCGCACCCGAAGUGCCCCAAAAGACGGCGGCGCCCGCCGCAAAGCUUCUGCACCCGGAGCGAGACUCUGCCGCCCGCACCGCGCUGCUACUGACCCAAAGCAAGCGAUUUUCGGAACCUCAGAGAGCCACGGCGAAGAGGCUGGAGGGCUGGGCGGCGGCCCCUGCCCGCGGCUCCUCGCUGCCUCCGUGUGUGCCCAGAAACUGUGACGCUCAGCCUCCUGGCGCUCCGCACGGCCUCUCAAGGACGUCUCUGGAGGGCCACGGCAAAGGACAGGAUUUCGAAGGAACGAACCAUCCCCCGGGCCCCAAAGAAGGGCUGGAUGCGGAGCAGAGGGUCCCCGAGGCGAGAGCGCCGCCCAAGCAUCCCCCGCAGCCUCCGCCCGUUCCCGCCAAGAAGAGCAGAGAACGCCUUGCCAACGGCUUGCACCCCGGCCCCAGCCCGGACGCCCCCUGCCUGCCGGCCAAGAAGGGCAGCCUCCCCAGCCCCGCCGGCCCCGGGGACGGCCCCUCCCCGGGCCAGGAGCCCGGCAGCCCCCGCAGCACGCGGCCCCCGCCCUGGCUCUCGGAGCUGCCCGAGAGCGCCAGCCUGCAGGAGCACGGCGUGAGGCUGGGCUCGGCGCUGAGCAGGAAGGUCUCCUGCCCCCGGGGAGCCGACCUGGAGACGCUCGCCGAAAACAAGCUCCACGCCGAAGGCAUCGACCUCACGGAGGAACCGUAUUCCGACAAGCACGGCCGCUGUGGGAUCCCCGAAGCCCUGGUGCAGAGAUACGCCGAGGACCUGGACCAGCCCGAGAGGGAGGUCGCCACCCACCUGGACCAGAUCCGGGUGAAGCUGCUCCGGAAGCAGCACCGCAUGGCGAUCCCAAGCGGCGGACUCACGGAAAUCUGUAGGAAGCCCCUGUCUCCUGGGUGCAUCGCAUCCGUGUCCGAUUGGCUCAUCUCCAUCGGCCUGCCCAUGUACACCAGCACCCUCGCCGACGCGGGGUUCAGCACCCUGAGCCAAGUGCCUUCUCUGUCACACACUUGCCUCCAGGAGGCCGGCAUCACAGAGGAGCGACACAUCCGAAAGCUCGUGUCCGCAGCCAGACUCUUCAAACUGCCAGCGGGCCCCGAGGCCGUGUAGCCAGGCCCGUGCUGGGCCCCUCCGGACCAGAGCCACCCUGUCACUGUGCUUACAGCGUGGAUGCAGCUCAAGACCCAGCAUGUGGCCAGACGGAGCGGGGAACCUGGCCGAGGAUUGAGGACCCUCUCCUCCAGCACAGCAACCCCCCUCCCCGCAAGGAAAUGGGCGUGGUUCUCUUUCGCCCCCAAAGACGAAGACCAGCACUUAUUUUUAUUUUCCAAACGGGGAAGAACCAAGUUGCCAACUGGCUGCACACGCUGUGCCUCGGUCCGUCUGUGUUUGGCAGAGGGCUAGGAGGAGAGGUCAGGGCAGCCCAUUCCAUUUCUGAUUGCGCCCUUGCCCUUGCCGGUCACCAUGAGCGACACCGAGGGCAGACGGGCUUAGGUAGGCCAAAGUAACAGACUUGGGAGUCAUUGUACACUAUUGACCAUACUCACUGGCUCAAGAGUUAGAACAUCUGGCUAUACCAGAAGAAAACCAGUCCUGUUCUCCUUUAGAUAAACAAGAGCAUUUUAAUAAUUGCUUUCUAGCAAUCAGCUUUUAUUUGCCUUAAUAUAAGCUUUUAAGCAGUUAUCCAACUCACGUCCACAGCCCUGUAACCGUAGUUCCGAAUCUUCCGCUUAGACUUCCAUCUAACAUAUCUGGGAUGUUCUCAGCAACCGUGGGCUUUUCUCAUUGUCUCAUCCUAACAUGGCUUAUUUUGUAGGGGUGUUUAUCAGGCACAUAAUUCGUGUUGGCUUUCGGUUUUUAAACUAACAAGUCCAGUGGAAACCUGGCUGGAAUUCUCAAAGAUAGCGUGUGUAUGUGUGUGUGUUUCUAGUAACUGCCUUUCAUUUUCAUCAAUUUCGUAGAAUCACCCUGUUGCUCGUUACGCUGCAGUAUUAUUGACUUGGAACCCUGACCACGUCCACUCCAGAAUUCCGUCAUUGGCUCACAGGUCACCUCCGCCAAAAGUCAGUGUGAGGUUCACAGUGCAAAAAGGGAAGUCGUUUCUAAGAUGUUUCUGAUGGUUUUUCAGUUUCUAGGCCGUUCUUUCCGUUCAAGCAAAGGUUCACUGUGGAGCCAGACAAACCACAUGUGUGUGCACAUUUUUCAGUUGUUUUCCAACUGAAUUUCAACCAUAUUCUAUCUUCCGUAGUCCAGUGUCUGAUUUUUUAGAUACAGCAAAUUUAUAACAACUAUUGUCUCCAUUGCUUACAAAAUGAGUUUCCUUUACAUUGGUCUGAUAAACACUAUUUUAAGCAUCAAAUGUGAUCGUUUACAGUAGGAACACAAGACCUUGGUCAACAGUUCUGUGAUAUUUCAUCUACUUCAAGACAAAUGAUUUCACUCAUGACGGCAGGGAGGGUAAUUUUGUUCAGUACGAAGCCAUCAUUAGCAUAUGCUUUGGAUAUCUCAUCCGUGAUGAUUUUAUAUAUAUAUAUCAUCCGUGACACUCUGAGGGAACAUGUAUUUUUUUUCCAUGCGUUGGUAUGCAUCUUUAAAGAUAAUGUUUAUUUCUUCAACAACAUUCACCUUCUAUAAGAUGCCAUGUGAAGAAAUUUUGGAAAUGCAGAAUAAGAAGGAAAAGCUGCCAAAUUUCUGUUAAACUCUUAAAAAGUCAGCUCUGGCUGGUCCUCUUAGGGUGUGGGUUCGCCUUUUUGGCAGAUGGCGAGGCUGUGAGGAUCUGAUCAGAUUUCGUGGGCUGGGCGCAGGUGGGCGCAGCACAGCAGGCUCCCCCCAUCCCCUGGACGCUGUGAGAAGUCCUGCUCAUCCUCUUAGCUGAGCAAGCGAGCCACACAACAGUCAUGGAGCAGGUAACAAAGGAGAAAUCUCACGUGAAUGUCCAGCUUGUGGCUCACUGUCAAGUGUCGGAUUUUCAAUUACAUAAGAAUGGCACGAGAAGAGGGAACUUUACAAAUUGGAGUUUUUGGGAAUACCAAACCAUAUUUUUUAGGACUCUUCUUUGGAAAUCAUUGCCUUUGCAUAGAAAAUCAAAAUUCAGGGACCACAGAUUAUUUUUAGUGGCAAUGUUUGAGGGAUCUGAGGUGGUUUGGACCUUACUGUGGUGUUUAGAGAGAUUUUUGUUGAUAUCUUUAGUGGUGUUUGGUCUUCCUUUGCUUUGAACUUUGUUUGGUCUGAGAGAAGCCUGAAUGUUUGUGCGUGACAUUUCACUGAGGUGGUUUGGGGCCACCUGUGGGCCUUACGCAGUAGACAGGUGAAGGCUCCCGCAAUCUCCAGAUCUCAUCGGUUGCUUUGGGUACAGAAUUUCACGGAACGAUGACCACUGUUGUCUUUGGAAAGCACAAAAGAACCCUGGAAAAGGCAGUUUAGCUCAGGUAGCUCCACAUGACAUUGUAUAUCGUUUUUACGGCAAUGCCAGCUGGAAGGAAAGGCAGCCAGCCCCAACUACCACGUCCACUCCUCCAGAGCCAAGAUAGCUUUUCCUGGCCUUGCCUUACCCAGAGGCCCCUUUCUCUGUCUCGAACCUGAGUGUGGAUGAACUUGGAAAUGACUAGGAAAAGUCAGUUCCUGACACAGCAAAGCUAGCUUCUGGAACCACAGCAAAGGAGGCCGCCUCACCAAGUCACUGCUGCAUGUGUACUGUAUUAUUUUCAGAAAAAGAUAUAAUAGUCCAAGUCCAAGUUACCUUGAUUUUAAAUUGAUAGAGAAAACAGUCAAGCAAGUUAUAUAACAACUAACAACAUUGCACUUUCUGUAUAUGAAAUCAAUAUUUAAAUAACUUAUUUUUCUCCAUUGCUGUUCUUAAACAUUGUAAGUAGCUGUAAUAUACCAGUACCAGUAUGUUCUUGCAAUUGCUUCAGCCCAACAAAGCUAUGUAUUGUUUUAAAAAGUGUAAAAAUUAUUGUGCCGAUUCAUUUAGCAAAAAGAAAGGUGGACAGAAGGGUUUUCCUGUGUAUCAAAACUUGUCUAUAAUUAUGUCAUCUAUGUACCUAGGAAAAAAAGUAAAUAAAUUUCUUCAAUUGAAUA